GAGCGUCCCACAGAUCUGAGGAGCGCUGCAGCGGGAAAAGUUAACCUUUAAGUACCACAGACCGUCCAAAGGAGGGAGAAACGCAGAGAUGGCAACCCAGGCGGAGCAGCUGCCCCAACUGCACCUUGCUGAGCUCACCGCAGCGCAGUUCAUCGACAUCUGGAAACACUACGACACAGACGGAAACGGCUACAUUGAAGGGAAGGAGCUGGAGAGCUUCUUCAUAGAGCUGGAGACCGCAAGGCGAGGAGCUGGUGUGGACCCUUCACACGCUCUAUUCAAGGAAAAACUGAAGGAGUUCAUGGCCAACUUUGACAAGAACUCUGAUGGCAGAAUUGAGAUGUCUGAGUUGGUGCAGAUUCUACCGACAGAGGAAAAUUUCCUGAUCUGUUUCAGAGAGUUUGUGCGAUCCAGUGCUGAAUUCAUGGACGCUUGGCGGAGAUAUGACACUGAUCGUAGUGGCUACAUUGAGUCCAAUGAACUGAAGGGUUUCCUGUCAGACCUGCUAAAGAAGGCCAACAGAGAUUAUGAUGACAAGAAGCUUAAUGACUACACACAGACAAUUUUGAAGAUGUUUGACACGAAUGGUGAUGGUAAACUUGGGCUCUCUGAGAUGGCAAGGCUUCUACCAGUCCAGGAAAAUUUUCUUAUCAAGUUUCAGGGUAUCAGACUCACUGUUAAAGAAUUCGACUCGCUCUUCACCUUCUAUGAUAAGGAUGGCAAUGGCUAUAUUGAUGAACAGGAGCUGGAUGCUCUGCUGAAGGACCUCUGUGACAAGAACAAAAUGGACUUGGACUCGACCGGCCUGGUGGACUACAAGAAGAGCAUCAUGGCUCUGUCUGACGGAGGGAAACUGUACCGCACUGAGAUGGAGAUUGUCCUGUGCCGGGACUCCACACUGUGACCUACCUGCCUGUCUUCUGCCUGCUUGGGACCCUCCUGUCUUCCUGCACUGCUUCCUCCUUCCUACCUCUCAAUGUAACCUGGUGCAUGUGUGACCUCCGGCCAAAACACUUAGAGCAAAGACAACGGUGCGCCUGAAAGCACAGAAAAUACCCGCUGAUCUUGCUGUUUUAGAUGUUUCUUUUCUUACAAAAUAUAAAGCUAAGUAUUAAGAUUCUAAUGGUAACUGAAUAUUAUUGUGCAAUUUGCUUUGUAUUUUUAAGUUAUUAAAAAUGUUCUCUGUAGAUGUAGGAAUAUAUAUUUAUUCUGUAGCAUUUCCUUGUUUUGUUUAUUUUGGUUGAAUUUGUUAUAAUUUUCUAGUUUUAUUUCAGGAGGCUGGUACUGUUCUAUAGAAAUAUACAUUUGGAGAAAAAAAAAUAAACUGAACGGAAAUAUAAAAGCUGCUCCAAUAA
This is a messenger RNA of Cyprinodon tularosa, 1355 nucleotides long. Its product is annotated as calretinin-like. Gene Ontology annotation, cellular component: dendrite; nucleus; terminal bouton. Gene Ontology annotation, biological process: regulation of long-term synaptic potentiation; regulation of presynaptic cytosolic calcium ion concentration. Lineage: Eukaryota; Metazoa; Chordata; Actinopteri; Cyprinodontiformes; Cyprinodontidae. The record is from RefSeq and is a predicted model, not a curated record. Bases 89 to 904 code for a protein of 271 amino acids. Gene Ontology annotation, molecular function: calcium ion binding. The transcript is spliced from 11 exons.